AAGGUUAAAUACAUAGAAUUUGUAUUUUAUAAAAAAUAUAAAGCGUUGACAAUGAUAAUAAUAUGAGUAAUGAAUUGAAUUUAAAACUUGUAUUAUUUCCUGCCAUUGUUUCCUUGGCAACAGAUCUAUCCUCAUGUCAAAACAAUAUGCAUGCUCAUAGUCACAUGGUUGUAAAACAAGAAACAAUAUUAACUAGCUAUUAAAGUUUCAUGGUGUAUUAUUGCAAUUUUCGCUAUGUCUACGUUCAUAGAAAAUGUGCUUAUAAAGGAUGGGGAAUACUCUAAAAUAAUAUAUAAUAUGAUAAAAGAACAGCGGUAUGUCGAAACUAUUAAAGUUUUGCUAAAUCUCUUAAAUUCUCAUCCUAAUUCUAGACCCUGUUUAUCUCUUCUGGCCCAUUGUUACUUUUACACACAAGAUUUUAUGGCUGCGGCUCAGUGCUAUGAGAAGCUGGUCCAACUCUGUCCAGAGGAAAAUCUAUACAAACUAUACUAUGCUCAAUCCUUGCAUCAAGCUUGCAUGUACCCGGAAGCGUGGGCAGUUUGUUCAAGCAUUAUUAAUCAAAGUAACUUGGAAUUCAAGGUGAAGAAGCUGCAAGCGGCUAUUAAAUAUGGGCAGGAAGACAUGGUAGCUGCGAAGAAUCUUGUGGAUCAAUGUCCUGCUGAUGAUGUCGACACAGAAAUCAAUUUGGGGUGUCUUUUGUACAAGGAGGAGCAGUAUGAGCAGGCCCUCAAGAAAUUUGCGAAUGCAUUACAAAUUGCGGGAUUCAAACCUCAUUUAUCGUACAACGUUGCUCUUUGUUAUUUUAAACUGAAAGAGUACGCAGCAUCACUGAAACAUAUCGCCACUAUUAUCGAGCAUGGUAUAAGGGAGCAUCCAGAGUUGAGCGUGGGAAUGGCCACUGAAGGUAUCGAAGUUCGAAGCGUUGGGAAUACAUUGACACUACACGAGACAGCUCUAACAGAGGCGUUCAAUCUGAAGGCUGCUAUCGAGUACCAAUUGCAAAAUUACGACGCGGCGAAGGAGGCGUUAACGGACAUGCCACCGCGCUCCGAGGAGGAGCUCGAUGCCGUUACCCUACACAAUCAGGCAUUGAUAAACAUUGACACGAAACCAAGCGAAGGAUUCGAGAAACUGCAGUUUCUGCUACAGCAGAAUCCCUUCCCGCCCGAGACCUUCGCCAACUUGUUGCUCCUGUACUGCAAGUAUCAGUAUUACGAUCUCGCCGCCGAUGUUCUGGCUGAAAAUGUACAUCUGACCUAUAAAUAUCUGACGCCAUAUUUAUACGAUUUCUUAGACGCGUUAAUAACACAGCAAACCUCGCCGGAGGAAGCGUAUCGCAAGUUCGACGACCUCGCUAAUAAACAUACGGAGACGCUUCGCAAGGCGACCAAGCAGGUCCAGGAGGCGAGGCUGAAUCACGACGACAAUGCCGUGAAAAAGGCCGUGAACGAUUAUGAGGAGGCUCUCGACAGAUACGUUCCCGUGUUGAUGGCACAGGCGAAGAUCUACUGGGAUCUGGAGAAUUACACCCAGGUAGAGAAGAUCUUCAAGAAGAGCGUCGAGUUUUGCAACGAUCACGAUGUGUGGAAGCUGAAUGUCGCGCAUACGCUCUUCAUGCAAGAGAAUAAAUUCAAAGACGCGACACGUUUCUACGAACCGAUCGUCAAGAAGAAAUACGAAAACAUCCUCGAUGUGAGCGCGAUAGUCCUCGCAAACCUUUGUGUCAGCUACAUCAUGACAUCACAGAAUGCAGAGGCCGAGGAGCUAAUGAAGAAGAUUGAGAAGGAGGAAGAGGCGGUAUCAUUUGAGGAUCAGGACAAGAAGCUCUUUCACCUGUGCAUCGUGAAUCUGGUGAUCGGGACACUAUAUUGUUCCAAGGGUAACUAUGAAUUUGGCAUAUCGCGGGUGAUGAAGAGUCUGGAGCCGUAUAACAAGAAGCUCGGCACUGACACCUGGUUCUAUGCGAAGAGAUGCUUUCUGUCGCUCCUGGAGCAAUUGGCCAAGCAACUGGUGGUCCUGAAGGAUUCCACGUUGCAGGAAUGCGUUCAAUUUCUAGAACAUUGUGAAGUUUAUGGCAAAGACAUAAUGACGGUGGUAGACCAGCCAUUCGACAUACAGGACAUGCUGAACAUUUUACCUCAAGGCAAACGGACAGUCGUUUACGAGGCACGAUAUCUCAAGGCGUUAUUCUUAAAGUUACAAAUGUCUUAGAUGUAAAGAACAGUUCAUAUAUAAUAUUUGAUACUGUAUAUAUAUUUUGUCCGCUAACAUCUUGUGAUUAUUAUAAUUAACACAAUGCGUCGAGUUUGUAUUGCUUGAACUUGAAUUUCUCAAUCAUUCUCAAGGAUAUAGAAUUGAGAAUUCUUAAUAGUAUCGACAACGUGUAUAUACACAAUUUUAUAAUACGAUUAAUAUAAUUUAUUAUAUUAUAAUUAACUUGUAAUAUACUCUACUGACUGAUUGAUAAGAAUUAAAAAGAAUUUAAGUAAUAAAGAGAGAGUUAA
Molecule: messenger RNA, 2504 nt
Organism: Monomorium pharaonis (pharaoh ant)
Lineage: Eukaryota; Metazoa; Arthropoda; Insecta; Hymenoptera; Formicidae
Gene: Ttc30
Product: tetratricopeptide repeat protein 30A
Exons: 9
Coding region: 235-2211 (658 amino acids)
Biological process (GO): intraciliary transport
Cellular component (GO): axonemal microtubule; intraciliary transport particle B
Molecular function (GO): intraciliary transport particle B binding; protein binding
Source: RefSeq, a predicted model, not a curated record